Messenger RNA from Microsporum canis CBS 113480, 987 nucleotides. RefSeq lists its product as hypothetical. NCBI's taxonomy places the organism in Eukaryota, Fungi, Ascomycota, Eurotiomycetes, Onygenales, Arthrodermataceae. The transcript is spliced from 6 exons. The record is from RefSeq and is a predicted model, not a curated record. Bases 1 to 987 code for a protein of 328 amino acids.
AUGAGAAAUCCUCCUCCAGAGGUCAUACGAUCAUGGCCAAAACCCAACUAUAUCAACCCAGAGUAUGCAGGACCCGAGCUGGCCAUUAUUGGAGUGACAUUCGCGACAUUGUCGGUUAUUAUUGUUUCUCUACGGAUGUUUGUUCGCCUUCAUAUGCGAAAAGCUGCGUCCUGGGAUGAUUGGCUUAUGGUAGCUGCUAUGCCAUGCCUAGUAGGCAUCGCAGCAGCAUCGAUUAUCAGCACCAAGUAUGGAUGGGGUUUCCAUAUCUGGGAUUUCAAACUCAAAUAUUUUAAACAAUCGAGAAUAACCAGUUACAUAUGCCAAUUUUUGUUCGUACCACUUAUGAGCUUCGUCAAACUGUCGAUUUUGGCCUCAUAUCUACGAUUCUUCACAGAGAAGCUAUACAUUAAACUAGCUUGGGUGCAAAUUGGCUUGGUCUUGGCUUGGUUUGUCUGCUUCACGGUUAUGAUGCUUGUUGCUUGUGUUGCUUGCGUUGCAGGAUGUGUUAAGUCAUAUUACAUGUAUCAGACUCUCGUGGGAACAUAUGAUGUAACUUGGGAAGGAUACAAAGUCUGGGUAUGGACCGACAUUGAAGUGAACCUCGCGGUGAUUUGCGCCUCCAUCCCUGUUCUGCGGCCGUUUGCGCAGAAGUAUCUCCCCAAACUCGGCUUCAAGACUGCGAGCGCCAGAUCGCAGUACGGUCAACGAUGGGACAGCAAUCGCUCUGGCGGGCUGCACUCGGCGGGGAUCUACAAGCAGCAAACUAUCCACCAGACAGUCAGGUCCCGGCACACCACUGACGAUGAGGACGAUGACGGCGGGUCCACCAUUGCUCUAAGCCCCACGGAGUAUCCUAUACCAAAGACACACCCGUCUUCUCCCCGGCCCUAUGACGCCCGUCGCUAUGCUCAAGGUUCUCGAAACGGCUUUUACAAUGAGCCCAAUAAUGAUUCUAACAAGGAUGCCCGAUACGCCAACUACGCUUGA